GGACGCACACACUUUUACGCUUUAUACGCACACGACAAAUCACUCGCCGACCACUCUCCUGUGCUUAUAGGGAACAAACCAAGGGAUAUCAGCACCGAUGCCGUGCCGUUUGCACAGUCUCUGUCCCCGUCUGGUGAAGUAACGGGAGGAUUUUACUCGGAUUUGUACACUCACUUUUUUGUGAAUAGAGAUGCGCCGUGCGUAAAAAUCUGGUAAUCCCAUUGUAGAAAAGAGCUGUCACUCUCCCACCUGUUGGCAGGUGGUGUCGGCUUCACCCGCGGACAUCUACUAUGACAUUGGGCUUGGAAAUCAUGGAGGAUAUUGUUAUCGACGUUGUAGGGGAAGGACUCAAAGACAACGCAGAGGAGCAGCUCUUACCUUUGGAUGAGUCGCGGACUGAGCAGGACCGCAACUCGGAGACUUUGUCAUCCGGCAGUCAGAGUAAAGACCAGGACGAUUACAGCCCCGCACCGGCGUGUCCCCCUCCUAAAACCAAAGGUCCCACUUCGGUGAAGCCUCCGUACUCAUACAUUGCGCUGAUAACGAUGGCCAUCUUGCAGAGUCCAAAGAAACGCCUCACCCUCAGCGAGAUAUGUGACUUUAUCAGCCACCGCUUCGUUUAUUACCGGGAGAAAUUCCCUGCGUGGCAGAACUCUAUCAGACACAAUCUGUCCCUUAAUGACUGCUUUGUAAAGAUGCCAAGAGAGCCUGGAAACCCCGGGAAGGGCAACUACUGGACGCUGGAUCCCAACUCCUCGGACAUGUUUGAGAACGGGAGUUUUCUGCGCAGGAGGAAGCGCUUCAAGCGGCAGCACUUUCGGUUCGACCCGCUCAAGGAGCAGCACCUGGAGCCCAGCGGACUGCACGGUUUCCCCCACGGUGCUUACGGGCUCGGAGCGGCGGCUCUGCAGCUGCCCAGCCUGGAGAUUUACCCUUAUAUCCAUCACCACGCGCCCUCGCCGUGCGCCCCCGCCAACAUCCCACCUGUCAGCAGCAUCCUGCCGGCUCUCUCCAGCUUCUUCUCCCGCGGCGCCCUCACAGCCAAGGCUUUCCUCCAGUCACAGCCCGGCAUUGACGCCUUCUCCCCGGCACAAUGUACUGCUUACUCCUCUCCUCUGACCUCCAGCGCAGCCUACGCGUCCCCUGCGCUCUUCCAUCCCGCGGCCUCUCCGCACUUCCUCAGUUUACACCAGGAGUAUCAGAAAUUACAGACUCAGCGUGGCGCCGCGAACCUGGCCAAACACGCCAGUAGUGUUAAUAAUGAAUAAUCUGUGCGUAAAACGGGACUUCUUUUUCUCAGGUAACAGAGACAGUUGAAGCAGAAACUCGCAAUUUCUCCUGUUUGAAAUUGAACGGAUCUGUUCUAAAAGAAUGUUGUAAAUAUAUCAGAAACGAUUCUUCUUUCCUACUUUAAUGCCAAAAACUUUCAGCAGGCGUCUUUUUACUUUUAACAUGAUUUAUCCUUUUUU
Molecule: messenger RNA, 1469 nt
Organism: Sphaeramia orbicularis (orbiculate cardinalfish)
Lineage: Eukaryota; Metazoa; Chordata; Actinopteri; Kurtiformes; Apogonidae
Gene: foxd7
Product: forkhead box D7
Exons: 1
Coding region: 291-1268 (325 amino acids)
Biological process (GO): regulation of transcription by RNA polymerase II; anatomical structure morphogenesis; cell differentiation
Molecular function (GO): RNA polymerase II cis-regulatory region sequence-specific DNA binding; DNA-binding transcription factor activity, RNA polymerase II-specific
Source: RefSeq, a predicted model, not a curated record